Messenger RNA from Cheilinus undulatus (humphead wrasse), 3453 nucleotides. RefSeq names its product golgi associated kinase 1A (gene gask1a). The coding region runs from base 382 to 2367 and encodes 661 amino acids. The record is from RefSeq and is a predicted model, not a curated record. Gene Ontology annotation, cellular component: Golgi apparatus. The transcript has 6 exons. NCBI's taxonomy places the organism in Eukaryota, Metazoa, Chordata, Actinopteri, Labriformes, Labridae.
UCCUGUGUAAACACUGGGGCUUUUACUUUGAAAAGCAGCUUUCCCAGACGCUCGCGUGGAGCAGCGCGUUCCCUGAGGAGAAGAGGCUGGGCUCGCGACAGCCUGGAGAUCAAACUUUUAGCUGGAAGCGGAGAAAACGACCGUGUGUGGAUGUUACCUUUGUCACAGAGGAGCGUUGUCAGAACGACACAGAGUGUUUAGUUAUCCGAGGAAACUUUCUGUUUUUCUGUUUUUUUCCCCAAACUAAAGUUGUGGGGUGAGCGCGCGCGUGUGCAGCUUCAGGACCACCGGCUGUCCGCGUGGAGAUCCAUCAAACUUCAGGAUGUUUGUGAGAUAAAGGUCGGAUUCUGGGAGGCUGCUGAGGAAUGAACUCGACCGCGGAUGGCCUGGCGAGUGUGGUCAAAAGUCUGCUGUGGUCAAAAAUGGCUUCUCCUCCUGUCCCCGCUCCUCCUCCUCUUCCUCACAAUCGCUGUCAUGACGAUGACUCUCCCUCUUCCUUUGCCGACCACCGACAUGGACCGGCGGGCGUCCCGAGCCCUCAGCUCUGCUGGAGAGUUCAGAUCUAAGUCCAGAAAUGUGGAGCUUCCCCCCGCCGUUGCCUUCCAGCAGCCGCUUACUCACAUCCACAGCGGGGCCUGGAAAUCUAGCUCUGAAAAAGGGGCGCGUAAACAUUCAGCAGCACCUAAACGUUUCAGAGACGCUGCUGGCAAUGACGGAAGCAGCAUCAGAGAGAGAAGUCACGCAGACUCACUCAGAAAUAAACACAAAAGCAAAGGCAUUGCAUCUAAAAGAAAAGGCGCCAGCCAGCAUUCAGCCAGUCAUCAGCAUCCACAUCUCCCAGCAUUUACAGGCCCAAAGCAUAGAAUUAAGCCAAGCAACCACAGCUCUGUGGUAAAGCCGGCUGCACAGACAUACAUUCAUGUGGAAGAGAGGAAAUCCACAGCCGCACAUAUAUCUGCUCCUGCAGACUCCAGAGUAAGUGACAGACGAGCUGCAAACAGACAGACAGACAGAUGGGAGGAAAAUCAAACAAACACAAAUGCAGAGACACCAAAACAUGGCAGCCAUGCAACUGCAGAGCAAUCAGAACAUCACCAGGCUCUGAAAACACACAGACAGCUCUCUGGGAAAACUGACAGAGUCAAUAAGGAGCAGCAGGCUGUGAAAAAGCCCUCCAGAGAUCUGAAGAAACACCAUAAUCUCUCAGAGGAUUCCUCCCAAGCAAAGAAGAAUCCUGGGUCAUCGGAGCGCAGAGAGGCUCUGUCCAAACCCGAGGCAGCCAUGAAGAAAGAUGACAGCAGCUGGUGUCAGAGCUUUACAGAGCAGGACUUCCCACCCAGCGACCACAGGAGAAUCAGGAUUAGUUCAGGUCUACGACCUCUCCUCUGGUUCAGUGAGGAUGACGUCCAGAAGAUGGAGCUCCUGGCUGAAGGAGAGGUGGUCAGUAAAGCCCGGGUACCCGCACAUGGACAGGUGAUGCAGGUGGCACUGGAGCCUCCUGCACACCAGAAGGAGGAUUCUCUUCAACCAGGAGCUCCCCUCAGACAUCCAGAAUCCCACGAUGAGCGAUGCCAGCGAGGACGCUGCUCCCUGAUCAAACGCACCGAUGACUGGUUCGAGGUCUUUGCCUUCCACCUGGAUCGGGUGCUGGGACUAAACAGAAGCCUCCCCGCAGUCCUGAGGACUUUCCACAGUGAGGUCUUACCGUAUCGUUACAUCAGCGGCGUCCCCAGGCCCGUGGUUUGGUGGGAUCCUGACAUUCAGCACCUCUCUGAUGGAGACAACGACCAGAACUCUAUACCACUCAGCUGGACUCAGUACCAGGAGCUGCUGAAGGCCCACUGUGGGAGUGGAAAAGGCCUGAGAUCAGCACCCUGUGUGGGAGUUCAGCAUUCAGAGUGGGGCGGACUGGCUCUCUUCGACUUCUUACUGCAGGUGAAUGACCGGCUGGACAGGUACUGCUGUGGUUUCACACCUGACCCCUCAGAGCUUUGUGUGGAGAAUCUGCUGCACACCAAGUGUGCCCACACCAAGGAGCUGUUGCUGGUUCACAUCCUGGUGAGGAAGGCAGACCCCUCCAGACUGGUGUUCAUAGAUAAUGCCGGCCGUCCGGAGCAGUCCAGUGACAACCUGAACUUCAGGCUGGUGGAGGGCAUCGAUGAGUUCCCAGAGCGAGCAGUGUCUGUGCUGCACUCAGGCUGUCUGGAGAGUCUCCUUCUUCGCUCUCUUUACACGGACCGGGAGUUCUGGGACAGCCAAGGAGGGGCCAGCGGUCUCCGGCCCCUGAUCCGAGUUGUAGAGCAGCGAGGGAAGAUUCUCCUCCAACACAUCAGGGACCAGAGGCUGCAGCAGGAGAGGGACCUGUGAUGGAGCAGAGGGGACCAAAGAGACAAUUUCACCCUUCCUUCACGUUAAUACUCUGAUUAUCAAGAUGACAUUUAUAAGCUCAUUCUGACGCAGAGCAGAUAAGCUUGAAAGUCAAAGGAAACCCUUUUAUCAGAGCUUACAGUAAUAUAACAUUCACAGUGACAAACUUUGGUUUUAAACUAAAGUUUCUAAAGGAUGACUGAUGUUUCUUUCAGAUAUAAAAUUUCCAGAAGUGACUUAAAAGAUUUCAUUUCUGUCAUUUUUAUGUGCAGCGACAUGGUCAGAGGCACACAGACUUUAUGUAGAUCCUUGUUUUAUCCUGACUGUCUGAACAAAAGUUUCCAUCUCCACUGGUGGAUGAUGGUUUUCUGAUUUAACAGCUAUGAUAACUGCAAUGUAAAUAAACAUAUCUGUGUUGAGUGUACAGUGUAAUGAAGACCAGAUACAUUCAGCUCUAAAGACGAUGGAUGUGAUUGUAAAAGCACAAAUAAAAAAAUCAUUUGAACGACGUCAUUUUUUUAAAGAAGGAAAACGGAUUUUCAGGUAUUUUUAGAGGUUUAAGAGUUUUAUCUGCUGUCUUCGACAUAGUCAUGAUAUUGUAGUUCAGAGGGGCGGUUGGUAUGAAAGGCUUACAGGUCUUAGUCGCCCCUUUCUGAAACAAUAAUUGGGGAAGACAAGAAGUUGACAUGUGUCCAUUUUUACCUUGCCUAAAAAUAAAAAAAGCAUUUUUUUUAAAUAUUUUAGUUGCCCAAAGGCGAAAGGGACUGAUCUCUCUGUUGAUGCUUAAAAAUACAAAUACUAAUACAAUAAUAUGUCAUUUGGACUAAAAUACUCACAUGGACAAAGUUGUUGUUACCCUUCCAUUAAAGAAAGAAAAACCCACAAUGGUCACUGAUAUAACGGAAUUAUUUCAAAGUAAUAAAUAAAAAACUAGCUUCUAAGACACUUACAGCAGAAUAAACAAAAAAAAAAACAGACAAAUGAAACUGCUCUGGACUAAACUGAAGCUACCCUUGACUUAAUUUUGUUGCACAACCUUUUGAGACAAUCACUGCAAUCAGGAGAUUUCUGUAACUCUCAGUGAGA